Molecule: messenger RNA, 453 nt
Organism: Penaeus indicus
Lineage: Eukaryota; Metazoa; Arthropoda; Malacostraca; Decapoda; Penaeidae
Exons: 1
Coding region: 1-453 (150 amino acids)
Source: RefSeq, a predicted model, not a curated record
AUGGACGGCAAGACCCUCACCUGCGACAGCGACAUCAGCAUCAUAGGGGAACAGAUCGACAGCCGCCUCACCUUCACAGACCACGUCAGGGGACUGGCGAGAAGCGCGGCGAGGAAACUGGCAUGCGUCCGUCGAAUCGCACCUCUCCUUGACGCCAAAGUCUGCUGCACGCUUUACCAUUCCCAGGUUCGCUCCGUUAUAGAAUACUGCCCUCUGGUGUGGUCCUGCUGCCCUCCAUCAUACCUGGGACUACUAGACAAGGUCCAAAAACGAGCCCAGAGACUAGUGUCAUUUAAAAGGCCAGUAGAAGACCGACAAUUACACUUCCAGCCACUUCAGCAUCGACGAGAUAUUUUAGCUCUCUGCGUACUCUACACAAGCAACACGUCCCUUCUCAUGUCUCUGCGACCUGAACCACGAGCGGCUCCACUGCACAGCAACACGACACUCUAG